UUCUUCGACCAAAUAUAAUUUUAUACAGCUGUUUUCUUUAGAAAAAUAUUGGUCAGAGACGGGUAUCCAAGGCUCAUUAUCCGGUAAAAAUAUUUGAAAGAAGUAAUCAUUUUUGUAACUUUUCUUCCUCUGAAUCUGUCCAUGGCAUCCAAGGGCGAAAGAGAGACAUAUCACUUCAAUUCCCUCACUGGACAGUUCUUCAGCUCUCAAGCAACAAGCAUGGUGUAGUAAUAAUAAUAGUAGCGAUGCUGCCAGUUCAGUGAUUCUAGCUUCCGUUUCUAUGUUUUAUCUGCGGAGUGUAAUAUUGAAAGUAAAUCAGUUUUCAUUUUCAUGGAUUACGAAAGAAUCCAAAAGCCUCAGGGUGGAGGUGGAUUUUCCCCUGCUAAGCUAAGGACUAUGCUCCUAGGAGUAGAAAAGAAAAGAAAACAAGAAGAAGAACAAGUUGAAUCUUCAGUAGAUUUAAGAUCUGAACUUUCUCACCUUGAUGACGAUUCAGGGAAAAGUGGCUCUGAUAGUUGCAAAGAUGUAGAUGUGGUGAGUGUUCUUCCAGAAUGUUCCACUUCUACAACAGCUAGUUCUACAGCUGCUAUGCAAAAUGGGAACGAGCGAAGAUCAAAGGAUCAUUCUUUAGGCACUGCUCAAAACCGGUUCAUUGAGGAUCAUCCUGGUUUAGAUUAUGAUAGUGGGCAUGACAAUAUGAGUGUGUCCUCAUCGAUCUUUGAGUUUCAGAAGACUGAACGAGCACCGCAAAGGGUUCCCCUUGGGCCGUUUUCUAAGCCUGCUCCAUCGAAAUGGGAUGACGCUCAGAAAUGGAUAGCCAGCCCUACUGCAAAUCGGCCGAAGACAGGGCAGGGUGGGCAAGGGGUGGGAUCAAGAAAAGGAGGUAAUUUUGGUUACGGGAGGCAAUCGUCUACUAAGGUGGUCAUUGAAGUUCCAGAUCAAAGGAUGGUUGCUUUCGAAGAACCGGAUACAAAACGGAUUGAUACUAAUCAUGCUAAGAAGGAUGAUGGGCUGCAGAAGUUUGUUAAUUGGGAGAGUGAUCCAUACCCAGUUGUGGAUUCAUAUGGGAAGCCUGUACUAAUGAUCGGGAACUCUGUUGCUGAGUCAGCUAUUAGUCUUAGCCAGCAUGAUUCAUCAAUAUCGAUACAUAGUGCUACGACGUUUAUUCCUCCUCCUUCAACAGCUAGAUCAGUAUCCAUGAGAGAUAUGGGCACUGAAAUGACUCCUAUUGCUAGCCAAGAACCUUCAAGGAAUGGAACUCCUGUGCGGUCUACAACACCAAUUCGGAGCCCAAAUUCAUCGAGGCCAUCAACUCCCACCAGAGCUGUACCUUCUACAUCUCCAGAAAAUUCACGUAAAGACCACUUAGAUCUAAACAGAGAUUUGUCAGAGAAGGAACUCCAAAUGAAAACAAGGAGAGAAAUUAUGGUUCUUGGGGCCCAGUUGGGUAAAACAAACAUCGCAGCAUGGGCUAGCAAAGAGGAAGAGGAUAAGGAUGCAUCCACUUCACUGAAAAUUGUAGCACCAGAACAACCAUCUAAGAGUGUCAUUGAAACCCGUGCAGCAGCAUGGGAGGAAGCAGAGAAAGCCAAGUACAUGGCCAGGUUCAAACGUGAAGAAAUGAAAAUUCAAGCAUGGGAGAACCAUCAAAAAGCAAAAACUGAGGCUGAGAUGAGGAAGAUUGAGGUUGAGGUUGAAAGGAUGAGGGGGCGUGCUCAUGAUAAGCUCAUGAAUAAACUAGCCGCUGCAAGGCACAAGGCAGAAGAGAAGCGUGCAGAAGCAGAAGCCAAGCGAAACCGACAAGCUGCAGAAACUGAGCAACAAGCCGACUAUAUUCGAAGAACUGGCCGAGUACCCUAUUUUUGCUGCUGGAGUUGGUGCUCCUAAAAGAAAUCAGAUUUUUUCCAUUCAGAUUGAUCUGCUCUACCUACAUAGCUGUUUUUUGCUUAUCCCAACUUCUAUCAAAAUGCCGCUUCCAGGUAUUCAUCACUUUUGUUCACUUGCACAUUGAAAAUAUCAUACUCAGGAUUCCAAUCUGUAAAUCUAAGCUUUUGUAGCAACCCUGACAAACUGAUCAAAGUUAAAAAUGCUGAGGGUAGAAGGUUAUGGUGAUUGAAAUUUAAAAAUCUUUUAGGGAUUUGUUGUAUGAAUUGUUUAUUAAUUGGAUCAAUUACAAGUUCCAAAUAUUCCCAAA
This is a messenger RNA of Gossypium raimondii (Peruvian cotton), 2194 nucleotides long. RefSeq lists its product as uncharacterized. Lineage: Eukaryota; Viridiplantae; Streptophyta; Magnoliopsida; Malvales; Malvaceae. Bases 331 to 1887 code for a protein of 518 amino acids. The transcript has 7 exons. The record is from RefSeq and is a predicted model, not a curated record.